Molecule: messenger RNA, 1644 nt
Organism: Linum tenue
Lineage: Eukaryota; Viridiplantae; Streptophyta; Magnoliopsida; Malpighiales; Linaceae
Source: the annotation of a GenBank genome assembly
AUGCAAGCAUCUCAGGAGAACGCAAUCCCUGAUGGGUCUCGCUUGUUCUUUAACCAGCCUCUGGGAGAUAAGGAGUCAUAUUGCUGGUCAUGCAUCCAGAAUGUGCCUCACUAUCAAUGUUCGAAUGAUGUGAGCAUCCAGGGCUUGCAUCUCUCAGCCGACACUUUUGAGCAGCACUGCACCCUAGAAUCAUCUUCUGGAACUGGUGGGUCAUGUGCUGCUCGCAAUUCACCAUCUACUACAGCCAGUUUCUCCACUAAUGAGAGUGGCGUUUCCCAACAGAACUCUCUAUCAUAUCCAUCUGAUGUUCACGAUUCCCCUGACCAGACUAGUGGCUCACCAACAAGCGAGUCUUAUGUCACCCACAAGCUAAGGGAAUUGGAAACAGCCAUGCUGGGGCCUGAUUUAGAUGUUCUCAACUCAUGCAAUAAUGGCAUACUGCCAGCUGGAGGCAACAGCCAAAUCUCAACCGAGACAGAGAAGUGGAAGUUUCUGGGUGAAGUAAUUUCUAGAGGAGAUCUAAUGGAAGGCCUUUGCAUUUGUGCUCGGUUUCUUGAAGAUGGCGAUAUGUUCACAGUGGACUGGUUAAUUGCCGAGCUGCGUGGACUGGUCUCGGUUUCUGGUGAGCCGAUUCAACGCCUGGGGGCAUAUGCUGUUGAGGGUCUUGUUGCAAGGUUGGCAUCCUCUGGAAGUGCCAUCUAUAAUGCCUUGAGAUGCAAGGAACCUGUACUACCUGCCAGCAUGGAGCUUCUCUCAUACAUGCACGUGCUCUAUGAGAUAUGCCCAUACUUCAAGUUUGGAUACAUGUCAGCAAAUGGAGCGAUAGCCGAGGCAAUCAAGGAAGAAAACCGAAUCCACAUCAUUGAUUUCCAAAUUUCACAGGGCACACAGUGGAUCACCUUAAUCAAGGCUCUUGCUGAUCGUCCUGGUGGGCCUCCACACAUUCGAAUUACCGGGAUUGAUGAUUCAACAUCUGCUUAUGCACGAGGAGGGGGGCUUGAAAUAGUUGGUGGAAGGCUGAAAAUGCUUGCACAGCAGUUUAAAGUGCCAUUCGAGUUCCGUGCUGUUGGAAUACCAGCUUCUGAGAUUCAAGUUGAGAAUCUCAAGAUUCAACCGGGCGAAGCAAUCGCUGUCAACUUUGCAUUGGUGCUUCACCACAUGCCGGAUGAAAGUGUGGGGACACAAAAUCAUCGUGACAGAUUGCUGAGGAUGGUUAAAGGAUUGUAUCCUAAGGUGGUAACUCUUGUUGAGCAGGAAUCAAACACCAACACUGCACCCUUUUUUGCCCGAUUUGUGGAGACACUAAACUACUACUCAGCUAUAUUUGAGUCGAUUGACGUAGCUCUGCCAAGGGAGCAUAGGGAGAGGAUUAAUGUUGAGCAGCAUUGCCUAGCAAGGGAGGUGGUCAACAUCAUAGCUUGUGAGGGAGUUGAAAGGGUUGAACGUCAUGAGCUUCUUGGGAAAUGGAGAUCACGGUUUGCAAUGGCGGGGUUUAAACCGUAUCCGCUUAGUAGUUACGUGAAUGGCGCAAUCAAAGCUCUGCUGGGAAAAUACUCCAGCAAGUAUACUCUAGAGGAGAAAGAUGGAGCUCUUUAUCUUGGCUGGAUGGACCGCCACUUGGUUUCUUCUUGCGCGUGGAGGUGA